AUGCCCAUCAACCACACCUUCAAUCAAUCUUGUCGUACUUGCAUUGCCAAAUUCAACGACAACCGACUCACAAAUAUCUUCACUCUGUUUCACUCAAUCUACACAAAAUCAUCUCAAGCCAUGGCCGGCUUUACCAUCCAACGAUCACCUACCGGGCCCCUCACUCCUCGUCCUCGCACUGAUGUCGAGCUUGCGAAGGAUGCAUGGAAAUACUUGAGCCAAAAGGUCGAGAAACGUCGUCAAAAACAAGCUUCCAAGUCCGAAUCAAGCACCAAGAGCUAUGAUACCGACUCCAAGUCAAUAACCAGCAACGCCGAUACACUUAUUGGCGAUAAGUCGAAUAUGAAGAAAGGGAUGAAAUGA
Messenger RNA from Penicillium maclennaniae, 363 nucleotides. RefSeq lists its product as uncharacterized. Bases 1 to 363 code for a protein of 120 amino acids. The transcript has a single exon. The record is from RefSeq and is a predicted model, not a curated record. NCBI's taxonomy places the organism in Eukaryota, Fungi, Ascomycota, Eurotiomycetes, Eurotiales, Aspergillaceae.